AUGAAAGUAGAAAUCAGUCUCUUUGCAACCAAGCUGAAGAAUGUGGCUGGAUUUGGCAAGGGAACAUCAGAUCCAUAUGCCGUUGUGACACUGGGAGAAAGCAAUCUGGGCAAAACCGAACCCUACAAGAACUCUCUCAAUCCAAUGUGGACAACUCGGUUCGUCACGGAAUACACCAGAGAAUUGGAAUUGACCUUGAGUGUCGAUAUCUUCGAUGAAAUAAACAAGGGCAAGAAGGACAAGCCCAUGGGCAGUGCCACCUUUGAAUUGGGUGAUGUCUUACAGUCGUCGGGUCACAUCAAGUCGGCGCCUCUCAAACCGGGUGGAGAGCUUUAUGUUCGAGUACAGGAACUUGCUCCCUUCGAUCGAGGAUCUCUCCACUUGCAAAUCCGAGGUAUCCAAUUGGCCAAUGUCGAAAUGUUUUCCAAAAGUGAUCCCUUUUAUGAAAUUCAAACAGCACGAUCCCUUCCCAAUGGAUCUCAAUUUUGGCAGCCCAUUUACCGAUCCGAAAUCAUAAAGAACAACUUGCAACCAAAAUGGAACGAGUGUGAAUUGUCGAUUGAAUCAUUGUGUGCCGGAAACCACGAACGACCGCUUCAAAUUCAAGUCUUUGAUUGGGAAAAGAGUGGCAAGCACCAAUCGAUUGGAAUGUUGCGAACGAAUGUCAAAAAACUCUUGUCGGCAUGUCUGACAAAUGGAGUUUUGCAAUUGAUACAAGACAACAGAUUCUAUGGAACGCUCAUGUGCACCAAGGCAGAAAUUGUUGGGGAGGGCCUGGAUCCCACCAAGCCCCCACCUCGAUUCAAGACGAUUAAUGGGGUUCGCAACUUUAAUCCACAAUAUGCCGAAUGGCAACAACAAUUCGGAAGUGGGGCUAGUGGUGGGCCAGCGCCAGCGCCUUCAAAGCAAACAUUCUCGUACAAUCCACCCAGAUAG
Molecule: messenger RNA, 936 nt
Organism: Cylindrotheca closterium
Lineage: Eukaryota; Bacillariophyta; Bacillariophyceae; Bacillariales; Bacillariaceae
Source: the annotation of a GenBank genome assembly